AUGUAUUACAGCGAUCAUCUAGCCCUUGCGGAGAAGGAGAUUACUUCUCGUAAUUUAUGUUGUUUGGUUGAUACCGCCGUUAUGUUGUACGAAGAAGAACUCCUCCGUAAAGGAAAAUCCAAAUGCCACACGAAGACGAAGAGUACUCUCUCUGCAAAAGAAGAAGAAAGCGACAAGAGAAUCUUCCAUCUCUUCCCGAGAAAAACAAGAACUUCGGUCUUUACCAGAAGAAACUCACAACAAAAUCUUAAUGUGGCUUCUUCUUCAUCAUCGUUUCUUCUCGACCUUACCACGAUCCCGGCUGAUUUGAAGACGAGAAACCCACAAAACCCUAAUGGAGCUUCUUCUUCUUCUUCAUCGUUUCUCGAAAAUUACAAGAUCAUGGCUGAGUCGAAGAAGAAGACUGAGAUAAGAAACCAACGAAACCCUAAUUCACAGUCGUCUCUGUCUUCAUGCCUAACAGAGAACAAAAGCCGCAAGAGACCUGCCACACAAGAUACUAAGCGUUGUGGUAAAUCCAUGAAAGCAAAGGUUGAAACUUUUUCAUGGAAAGAGAGAGAGACUCCUGAGUGGCUAACCCUGUUGAUGAACGACACGAACGAAGCUGUACUUAAAUGGGGAGAGAGAACCGACUUGAGGCUGAUCUUUGAGAAGACUCUGUUCAAAACAGAUGUCAACCCUGGGGAAAGCCGUCUCUCGAUGCCUUUCAACGAGCUAAUCCGAAAAGACUUCUUGACCCCUGUCGAGUUGAGAAUCAUAGAAGAAGACAUCAACAGUGACAAGAAGAUGGGAAUUGGAGCGAUUCUGGUGGAUCAACGGAAUGUAAAGUGGGGUGUGAUGUUGAAAAGAUGGGAGAUGAAGAAAGAUUCAGGGAGAGGAAGCUGGAAUUACGCUUUGACUUGCGGGUGGAAUGAUAUCGUCAAGGCUAAUGGAUUGAAACAAGGAGACAUCAUCAGUGUUUGGUCGUUCAGGUGGGGUGGUCUCCUCUGUUUUGCUCUUGUGACUCCUCCUCCUUCCAUUGGUCUCUCUCUCUGA
Molecule: messenger RNA, 1035 nt
Organism: Eutrema salsugineum
Lineage: Eukaryota; Viridiplantae; Streptophyta; Magnoliopsida; Brassicales; Brassicaceae
Product: B3 domain-containing protein At3g25182
Exons: 1
Coding region: 1-1035 (344 amino acids)
Molecular function (GO): DNA binding
Source: RefSeq, a predicted model, not a curated record